Molecule: messenger RNA, 1998 nt
Organism: Fomitopsis serialis
Lineage: Eukaryota; Fungi; Basidiomycota; Agaricomycetes; Polyporales; Fomitopsidaceae
Exons: 3
Coding region: 1-1998 (665 amino acids)
Source: RefSeq, a predicted model, not a curated record
AUGGCCGACGCGAACUUGCAUCGCGUGGUACAGACUACAGCUUUUGAGCUCAGUGCCACGCCCGGCUACAAGUGGUAUGGCGCGACAACCGCCUUCGACGUCAAGUGUGCCGCGGAUGCCGAAGACCAGUGCAACAUCUUCACCUCGCCCUUUCUCGACUGGGUCCCUCAAUUCCCCCGUAUCAGCGCGCAAGAGAUUAUAACGUACAGCGAUGGGCUCUGGGGACCACAGGAGUACACGCGCUGGCCGCAGUUGUAUAACGAGCGGUGUCUCCAUCAUGCCUGUAUCCCUACUUCCGACGCCGAGUUCGCGCCCGGAGCACAGGUAUACGAAGGCUUCGGGUACAGUCCCUGGGAAGAGUCUAUUUCGUGCGGUGUUCCUGGCUUCGGGUUUCUGAAGCCCGAGGUCCUCAAUGAGUUGUACUCCAUCGCGACCGACGUUCUCCAGAGGUACGAUGCCGCUGAGCGAAAUACCAUGAAGCGAGACGCCCUCCUGUUCAACCGGGAGUCCGGUAUACACCACAGACUCGGCAAGAUGUUAUCUAUCCUGCUGAGGAACGCUGUCGACCGCCUUCGAAUGCUCCCGACCACCGAACAGCACGCCUUGGUAACGGGUCGCAUGGCCCACCGCCUUAUCCUGGAGUUGAGCGGGCUGACCGUCUUCUACAACGAAGUUGUUAUUCGUAUGGCUAGUCCGAUUUCUCAUCAUCCUUGGGUUCUUCCAGUGCUCGGGGCGUUCGUGCGCACUGAUGCUGCCGCCCAACUAUUCUAUCGCCUCGGCCUACCCUUCUGGCACAUCCGGCCGUGGUCGCGUGUUAUGAAGAUUGCACAGGUCGUCAGCCCGCGUCAUUGGUCCAACAUACUUAACGAUACACCCGCUUGGCCGCGGGUCCCAAAAUCAUGGUACGACCCCGACGGCACUCACCAGGAUCCCGGACGCUGGACGCACCCCUCUGUGGUGUUUGUAUGUAACAUGACGUGCUCUUCUGCGCUUCCUCAUCUCCAGGCGGUGAGCCGAGCAGAGGGCGCGGAGGCCGAGGCCAAGCGAUUCAAGGGGAACGAUGCCGCUGUGCCGCUGCUGCCGCCGCCACAGAAACCCCACGCUGGGCGUAAUGCCACUAAAAGGGGGAAGCGAGGUCGGAGCAAACGCGGGGGGGCAAAACCGCAGAAGGAACACGCCGCGACGACCUUCAAGCGCCCCCCGGAAGGUGUCGUCACGAUGAGUCCGAAUUGGCGAGCCGCUCUGUCGAGUGCACCACCUCUGGCCUUUCCACCGCCGGUCGCCUUAGAGUAUUAUUACCCUCCUCCGUUCCUCAUCCUCGAGGCCCAGAACCACAAAACGCGCUACCUGCACAACUUCGUCCGCAUUCGCAAGUUCUGCAGACUCCGACUGGUCGACUCUCGUAUCAACGGAGCCCCUUUGCGCAUCGCCGACUGGCGACAUGCGUUGUUUGGGGACUAUCGCGUGGACGAUGACGACCGGGUGAGCGCAAUCCAUGGCGAGCCAGCGGACACAGGCGAAGUGGGAGAAGUGGAGGAAGGGAACAUCGUGGAGGAAAACCAAGCAGGGGGUCCGCGGCCUGUUCGCCCAAGGGGGUCCCUGCUGUCAUAUCGCGAGAGCGAGGCGACCAGCUAUCGUGGCCUGGAGGUGUCCGUCGAUGUAGCCCGUAGCGACCCUUCCUUGCUCAACCUCGUCGUAUGGGAGCUAUUCGAAACCAACUGGCAAUGUGAGCUUCGCGCGCUCGAUACUCGCCUCGUCGACCUCACUGGCAACUCAUUCCGCCAUUGGGAGCGAGAACAGCAGUUGGCCAACGUCUGGCGGGGUUCUGCCCUUCAGUCUGCGUUGUCCGUUGUUGAUGUUGGCUCACCAUUUUUCUGCUGGACUCCGGCUGGUCAAGAAGGUUGGAAGGCACGUCGUGCGAACCUGCAGGCCUUCCUGUACGUCCUGAGUGCAUGGCCGGAUUUUCCACAUUAUUCAGUGGUACCUACUCGAUACUAA